AUGGGUUCUACUAUUUCUCCCCCAUGCUUCGAUAAUAUAUAUUUUUUUCAAUCUUCUUUUACUUACUUUGCUUUUUUUAAAUUUCUCAAUCUCAUCUUCUUCUCAUAUAUCUUAUUUACUUUUUUUUACUUCUUCAUUUUUCUUUCACUUUGCUUUUCUUACUUACAUUUUUAUUUGUCUUUUAAAUCUACGGUUACUUGUCUUUAUUACCUUUACUUUAUCUCUUUCUCGUCACUUCUGUCUUUUUUCUUCCCAUCCUUUUUAUUUGUGUUUUUCUUUCUUACUCCACUUUCUUUUUCUAAAUUUUUUCUCGUUUCUCUUCCUUCGUUUCCCCUUCGCUUUCUCCUUUUCCUUUUAAUAUUUCUCAGUAACCUUUGCAUUAUUUUUUACAGUUUUUCCCUCACUCAAACAUUUUCUCACGUUUUUCUCUCUCUUCAGGCUUUUUUCUCAUUCAUUCUUAUUUUUCUGCUUUCUUUUCAUUGUAUUCGCAUUCAUUUUCUUAAUUAA
Acanthosepion pharaonis is the source of this 507-nucleotide messenger RNA. The record is from the annotation of a GenBank genome assembly. Lineage: Eukaryota; Metazoa; Mollusca; Cephalopoda; Sepiida; Sepiidae.